Messenger RNA from Vavraia culicis subsp. floridensis, 528 nucleotides. RefSeq lists its product as uncharacterized. Lineage: Eukaryota; Fungi; Microsporidia; Pleistophoridae. Bases 1 to 528 code for a protein of 175 amino acids. The transcript has a single exon. The record is from RefSeq and is a predicted model, not a curated record.
AUGACGUUGUGUGUGCCAGUAACAAUCCGAAUGCAAAGUUUAAAAUCGUUGAGGUACCGUACACCAAGCAUUUACAUGAGAGCUGUACCCGUGCAUUCUGAUGUAUACCACCGAUUCUCCCUGGAAGAGGUACCGCUCAUAUUCAAAUACAUAUUUAUGAAUUUGGAUGACGAUGAGAGACUGUCUUUCAAUCUGUGCAUGACUUUCCAGGCUGAUAUGCUAUUAUUUUCGGCUUUGAGAAUGGCAGAUGAAUGCGACGAUGAUCUUCGUACCGAAAAUGUAGCAGUUCAUGGCAGCAACUUCAACAAAGCUUUGAUAAAGUUUCGCGAAAGUGCGAAUCGAAAUGUUGUAUUGCACUUGAUGAGGGAAUCAAGACAGGUCGCCAGAAUAUUCGGCAGCAGCAGAGCAGAAUGCACUUACAAUGGCACAGUGCAGAUAAACGAUCUGAAUGUAGGAUACCUGUUCGAGUGCUGUGAUGUACGUGCGUCUUAUCUGCGUGAUAUUCAGAGCUCUUCCAUAAAAAGCUAG